This is a messenger RNA of Carica papaya (papaya), 1689 nucleotides long. RefSeq names its product hydroxyproline O-galactosyltransferase HPGT1-like. Gene Ontology annotation, molecular function: galactosyltransferase activity. Gene Ontology annotation, cellular component: Golgi membrane. Lineage: Eukaryota; Viridiplantae; Streptophyta; Magnoliopsida; Brassicales; Caricaceae. The record is from RefSeq and is a predicted model, not a curated record.
UCCUGAUACCGGCAGACGAAACCGUAAAACGUUACAAAGCUCGAAGCUACAUUCUUUCAAGUUUAAACCCACGCCUCUCUGUUAUCAAACCCUCCUCUCUUCUUCUCAGGAUCAGAAUUUUAGACCUCAAAACCUGUAAGAUCCAAUUCACUAAUCAAAACGACUUAAUAACAGAUUCACAGGAAAAUAGGCUUUGAGUUUCGUUUGACGUUCUAUAUGCGUGUUGUUUGUAAAUUUAUAAGAAAUGCAGGGCCGGGGAUCAAGCCACCGGCUAUCAGGCUCCUCUUUUGCGUCUCGAGUUUCGGCUCUUUUGCUCGCCAUGUUUGCAACCAUGGCUACCGUUUAUGUCGCUGGCCGUAUUGAUAGUCUAUGGCAGGACGCAGAAAGUAGGGAAUAUUUGCUUGGGGAGAUUCAUAAGAAAACCGGUCAGGGCCAAUCUUCCUUAUCUGUGGAUGAUACACUGAAACUUACGACAUGCAGAGAACAUCACAAAAAGUUAUCGGCCCUUCAGAUAGAGUUGGCUGCAGCUAGAGAAGAAGGUUUCACAUCAAAAUACUUUUCAGAAAAUGACAGCACUCAUACUAAGAAAAAGUUCUUAGCAGUAAUAGGAAUUUUAACAACAUUUGGCCGCAAGAAAAAUAGAGAUGCAAUUAGGAAGGCAUGGAUGUCAACUGGUGUUGCCUCAAAAAAACUGGAGGAGGAAAAGAGAAUCAUUGUGAGAUUUGUGAUCGGAAAAAGUGCAAAUCAUGGAGACAAUUUGGACAGGGAAAUUGAAAGUGAAAAUAGGCAGAGUAAUGACUUCAUUAUUCUUGAUGAUCAUGUGGAAGCACCUGAGCAACAUCCAAAAAAGUCAAAACUGUUCUUCAUCCAUGCUGUAGAGAAUUGGGAUGCUGAGUUUUAUGCUAAGGUCAACGAUGAUGUUUAUAUUAAUAUUGAUGGCCUAGGAGCAAUGCUCUCCACUCAUUUUGAUAAGCCUCAAGUUUAUAUUGGGUGCAUGAAAUCUGGCGAGGUUUUCUCUCAACCGACCGACAAAUGGUAUGAACCAGACUGGUGGAAUUUUGGAGAUGGAAAAUCAUACUUUCGCCAUGCUUCAGGAGAAAUAUAUGUUAUUUCACAUGCUCUGGCACAGUUUAUUUCAAUUAACAGGUCUAUGCUUCGUACAUAUGCCCACGAUGACGUUAGUGCUGGAUCGUGGUUUAUUGGGAUUGAUGUUAUGUAUAUUGAUGAACGAAAACUUUGCUGCUCACCCUUGUCAACUGGAGCAAUUUGUGCAACAGUUUGAUCUAUCUUGGCCAGAUACUAUUAACACAAUCAGUUUAUAUAGAGGAAGGCCAUUGUUUUCCUGCAUGGUUCUAAAUACUGCUUGUGACCUGAACUCAAGAGUUUGAAUGCUCAUUUAUGCCGAAAGCUGAUUGUGACCGACUCAGAAGUGUGGAUAUGCUGAUCUGAUAGGUUUUUGCGGGAGCAUACUGAAAAUACUUUGUUUUUCUGGAAUAUCCUGAUGUGAGCAAUGUAUUCAGCUUUGCCAAAGAUUUCUACAAUGUAUUAUUUUAAUCAUUCCUCUCUCUCUCUCUCUCUCUCUCUAUCUCUUUCUCCAAACAAUCUUCUCUGCUCCUUGAAUACCAAUGACUUCAUCUGUAAGUGCAAUGGUGGCUCUAAUUUGAAAAUUUUCUCCUUUAUUAUCUCCAA